Hyalella azteca is the source of this 806-nucleotide messenger RNA. RefSeq lists its product as uncharacterized. Lineage: Eukaryota; Metazoa; Arthropoda; Malacostraca; Amphipoda; Hyalellidae. The transcript has 2 exons. The coding region runs from base 69 to 806 and encodes 245 amino acids. The record is from RefSeq and is a predicted model, not a curated record.
ACGCGCUCGUGAGUGCAGCACAAAAAUUCGCAGCUUAAAGAAAAUAAUUUGUUUGUACGCUUGAAAAAAUGGCUAGCAGCAGCCAGCAGGCAAUGUUUCGUCUAGUAGAUGCUUUUUCUGGAUCGCCUCUUGAAGCGGAAAACAUAUACUCAACGGUCAUCUACUGCGAAGGAUGCAGGCUAUCUGGUCUAUUGAAUGGCAUGUGCAGGUGCCAGUAUUGCGACCGCUGGAGGGAGCUGCAAUAUCAGACGAUGAAACUUAAACAAAUAACUGGGAAAAGUAAUGAAUGCUGGCGAGAAAUGCUAAGCAAGAAGAAGGCUUCAGAAGCUCGUGAGAAACUCGUCAGUAGUUUACGGAGACGUAUUGGUGCUACGAAGUCCCCUAAACAUGAAUCGUGCAAGACUUACUCCGUGAAGCCGUUAUUUGAAGAGCCUGAUGGAAGAAAACUGGAUGAGCGUGUCAGGUCAUACAUCACACGAAUUAAAAUAUUAGAUCAAUUUAUUAGAGAAACUAGAGUAUUUGAUGAAAGGUGCUAUGAUGUAACCGACCUCAGCGACCUAGUCUCAGCCCUCAACAUCGAAAAGGAACCAACUUCGCUGUUUGACCUCACACUGAGCGAGCUGCGUGAGCUCCACGCCAAGAAAUUGUCUAUCGUCACAAAAAUCUUCAGGCGACCCAAGACUCCUACGCCUGCACCGGCACCGAGCAAUGAAGUGCAGGAUCUCGCUUAUCGGCUCUCGCGUGCCGAAUUCCACAAAUUGGGAGGUAAAUACAGAUGGGUUGAUAAGGACUCGUUACAAAUAUGA